AUGUUCAAUACGAGGAAACGAGGCCAGAAACAAGAAUACGUCAUCAAGUGGAAAGGAUACAGAGGAAAAGACUUAGGAACCACUCCAAAGCUUGGCACAUUGUCGUACGAUAUCACGACAGUUCCACUGGGACAGACUUGUCGUGUAAAUCCACAAACAAAAUGUACCAAUUCAGCUUCCACCGAAUUGUCAAACAUAAAAGGACGAACCCCCCCCCCGGGGGGAGACCAGGUUCAGAAGCUCAACGACGACAAACUCUCCAAAGUACCGUCUCUUCAAAAGAAAAGCCCGGCAUCCACCCACGGCAGUAACUCUUCCAACAUGUCGAGCCACGUUACCAUCCUCGCCGGCAUCGUCGCCGCCUUCGGAACCCUCGCCGCAGCCGAGAGCUUCACCGGCCGUUCGCUGGCGUACCGACUCCCGAACUCCGUGUUGGGCGAUGCCUGCCACCCUAACCCCGACGCGUCCUUGACCCUGGGGGACAUCAGCAUCAUCCCCGCCUGCUUUGCCGAGCAAAGGAUUUCGGAAAAGUGCGAACUCGACACGGGCGCCCUGGCGGACUUGAACAACGCCGCCAAGAUGAACGCAUAUCGGGACUGCCUCUUCGGCGCCGGCAGCACCUACCAGAACGACCGCAAUGCCUGCCUUACCUGCAAAGUCGAAAACGGCAUUCACACUGCUGCCCAGGACCAGUUCUGGAUCAACAUUUACAAGAAGUCUGAUGCCAUGUUCCAGAGCGCCAAUCCCUUGAACAAGGGCCUUUGGCAAAUGACUCUGGCACUCAUCGGUGACUGGUCCACGUACCCCCAGCCGAACGCAAAGCCAAAGGCCGGAUACCGUGCUAGUCAGGCCCGCUCUCAUGAGCUGCAGAAUGUUGGCAGCUACAGUCUUGCUCGCCGAUCGAAGAGAUCUGACAAGCAGGCUUCUGCUUCCCCCGCAUGGAAGCUUGAUGUUGAGGAGGCCUUUGAUGCCAAUGACGUCGUCAUUGCCGCCUCGGCUAGGUGGUACUAA
Drechmeria coniospora is the source of this 1011-nucleotide messenger RNA. RefSeq lists its product as uncharacterized. The record is from RefSeq and is a predicted model, not a curated record. Lineage: Eukaryota; Fungi; Ascomycota; Sordariomycetes; Hypocreales; Ophiocordycipitaceae. The coding region runs from base 1 to 1011 and encodes 336 amino acids. The transcript has a single exon.